AUGGACUAUGUGAACAUUUGUCUAGGACUGUUAUUCGCCUGGUUUUUGAUGCGUGGACUCAUUUCACUCAGAAGAACCAAAAGACUAGCACCAGGUCCAUUCUCUUUGCCUAUCAUCGGAAAUCUUCACUUUCUUGGUGACAAACCACACAUAUCACUUGCUCAACUCGCAAAAACUCAUGGUCCAAUUGUGAAUCUCAAACUGGGGCAAAUAAACACAGUGGUCAUUUCCUCAUCAGUGUUGGCAAAAGAAGUCAUGCAAAAGCAAGAUUUAGCCUUUUCCAGUAGGUGUGUUCCUGACGUUCUCCAUGCCGGCAAUCACCAUGAUUUCUCCGUUAUAUGGCUACCUAUCAAUUCUCACUGGAGAACACUUCGCAAGAUUAUGAACUCUCACAUCUUCUCAGGUAACAAGCUUGACGCUAACGAGCAUCUCAGAACUAAAAAGAUUCAGGAGUUGAUUGAUUAUUGCCACAACAGUAGCAAAGUUGGUGAAGCAGUGAAUAUCGGCAGAGCAACUUUCAGGACUUCAUUGAAUUUGCUGUCCAACACCCUUUUCUCCAAAGAUUUGACUGACCCAUUUUCAGAUUCUGCAAAGGAAUUUAAGGAAUUAGUAUGUAACGUCAUGGUUGAAAUUGGAAAACCCAAUUUGGUGGACUAUUUUCCCUUUCUUAAAAAGAUUGAUCCACAAGGUAUUAGGCGACGCAUGACUGAUUAUCUUACAAAGGUUCUUGACCUUAUGAGUGGUUUGGUUGAUGAGCGGCUAAAUGAAAGGAAACUGGGAAACCAUGCAAAUGUUGAUGUUUUAGAUGUCCUUCUGAACAUUAGCCAGCAUCGCCCCGAAGAAAUUGACAGGAAUCAAAUGGAGCAACUGUUUGUGGACUUGAUUGUAGCAGGGACCGAUACUACAUCAAAUACAUUGGAGUGGGCAAUGGCAGAAUUACUCAAGAAUCGACAUACAUUGGAAAAAGCACAAGAAGAACUUGCACAAGUAAUUGGAAGAGGAAAACUAAUAAAUGAAGCUGAUGUUGCAAAAUUACCUUAUUUGAGGUGCAUCGUGAAAGAAACCUUUAGAAUACACCCACAAGUUCCUUUAUUAAUUCCACGCAAAGCAGAGGAAGAUGUUGAUUUUUGUGGCUAUACUAUUCCAAAGGACACACAAGUCCUUGUGAACGUAUGGGCAAUUGGGCGCGACUCUAAUCUAUGGGAACACCAUUUGGACUUUAAGCCAGAGAGGUUUUGGGAGUCAGAGAUAGAUGUUCGAGGUCAGGAUUUUGAGCUAAUUCCAUUUGGUGCUGGUCGAAGAAUUUGCCCUGGAUUGCCUUUGGCAAUCAGAAUGUUUCCAGUAGCACUAGGUUCAUUGCUAAAUGCUUUUAAUUGGAAGCUGCAUGGUGGAAUUGCAUCUAAAGAUUUGGACAUGGAGGAAACGUUUGGUAUUACCUUGGCAAAAGCUCAACCUUUGCUAGCUAUCCCUAUUCCAAUAUAGCUGUUGGGAUAAACUUUAAGUUAGUCAAUAAGACUACCACAAUACGUAUCAUUUCUUUGUAAAUGUAAGGAAGCUAGAAU
This is a messenger RNA of Lycium barbarum (goji berry), 1562 nucleotides long. Its product is annotated as geraniol 8-hydroxylase-like. Bases 1 to 1482 code for a protein of 493 amino acids. Lineage: Eukaryota; Viridiplantae; Streptophyta; Magnoliopsida; Solanales; Solanaceae. The transcript has 3 exons. Gene Ontology annotation, molecular function: oxidoreductase activity, acting on paired donors, with incorporation or reduction of molecular oxygen; monooxygenase activity; heme binding. The record is from RefSeq and is a predicted model, not a curated record.